Molecule: messenger RNA, 648 nt
Organism: Rotaria socialis
Lineage: Eukaryota; Metazoa; Rotifera; Eurotatoria; Philodinida; Philodinidae
Source: the annotation of a GenBank genome assembly
AUGGGUCCAUUCCGAGGAGGACGAGGAGAUUCUAGAGGAGGAGGUGGUGGCCGCGGUGGUGGUGGAGGUUUCCGAGGUCGAGGUGGCGGCGGUGGUCGUGGAGGAGGUGGCGGUAGAUUCAAUCGUGAGCCCGAAGGUCCACCCGACACAGUCGUUGAAAUUGGAUCGUUUGAACAUCCGUGUGAAAGUCAACUUGUAUGCAAAGCAACAAACGAGAUGAUUCCAUAUUUCAAUGCCGGUAUUUUUCUUGAGAAUAAAAAGCAAAUUGGUAAAGUCGAUGAAAUAUUUGGUCCCAUGAAACAAUAUUGGUUCUCCAUAUCACUCUUGGAAAAUAUGAAUCCAAGUUCAUUUAAAAAAAAUGAAAAACUUUUCGUCGAUCCAAAUAAACUUUUGCCAUUAGGUCGAUUUUUACCCAAACCACCAGGAACAAAAUCAUUUGGAGGAGGUGGUGGACGUGGAGGACGAGGCGGUGGUGGUGGUAGAGGCGGAUUCCAACGUGGUGGCCGAGGCGGCAGCGGUGGUGGCGGAGGUUUUCGUGGUGGUCGAGGUGGCAGCGGUGGUGGUGGAGGCUUCCGUGGUGGUCGAGGUGGCAGUGGCGGCCGAGGUGGUGGCGGUGGAUUCCGUGGUGGUCGAGGACGUGGCAACUAA